AUGAUAGAUUAUAAAGAUAUCGAAUUAGCUUUAAUUGAAGUAAUUAAAGUGGCAUAUAGUCAAGGUACCAAAAAAUAUGAUAAAUUAGGGGCAUCAUAUGUAAACUAUCUUAAAACUUUACAGCGAAAAAGAGAUCCAGAAGAUCAUGUUAGAUAUGUAGCAAAGCAACGCGCUCCAAACGAGGAAACCUAUAAUGGAAGAAUAGCAGAUUUUAAAGAUUGGUACAAUGAAGAGAUAUAUACUAGUUUAGAAAAGUUAUAUAAAUUAUAUUUAGAAAUAGCUAAUCAAGAAGAAAAAGUAGAAAAGCGAACAAAAUUACAAGUAGAUGAAAUUCUUCAAAAAAUUCACG
Messenger RNA from Racocetra fulgida, 349 nucleotides. NCBI's taxonomy places the organism in Eukaryota, Fungi, Glomeromycota, Glomeromycetes, Diversisporales, Gigasporaceae. The record is from the annotation of a GenBank genome assembly.